Molecule: messenger RNA, 2635 nt
Organism: Cygnus olor (mute swan)
Lineage: Eukaryota; Metazoa; Chordata; Aves; Anseriformes; Anatidae
Product: granulocyte-macrophage colony-stimulating factor receptor subunit alpha-like
Exons: 9
Coding region: 162-1088 (308 amino acids)
Biological process (GO): cytokine-mediated signaling pathway
Cellular component (GO): external side of plasma membrane
Molecular function (GO): protein binding; cytokine receptor activity
Source: RefSeq, a predicted model, not a curated record
UAGCCGUGCUUUUUCCCUGUUGCUUUACGGAAGUGUGGGGUAAGGGAAAUGAGUAAGAUGUAGGCGGUAUUUUUACACCCUCUUACGUGAGCAGUUUAGAAGACCUUAAUAAUGAAAUAACACUGUCAAAGCACAGAAAAAUAUGCCUCCGAGGCAAAUUUAUGGCUUCCGUCCCUUCCGUGCCCCUUUACUAUAACCGCCACAGGGAAACAUCUUUGCAAGGAGGAGACAUGAAUGGCACAGCCAUAGAAAAUUUUAUCUGUGUGAUAUAUAAUGUUUCCUUCAUGAACUGCACUUGGCAUGUGAGCAGGACAGCUCCAGGAGAUACCCAAUAUUUCCUGUACUGGAAGAGCUCACGGAAAGAAGAUUUCAUAGGAUGCCAGAAUUAUGUCAAAGAUAAUUGUGGAAGGCACACAGGAUGUAGAUUCCAAAAUGUGACAAUAGAAAAUAAGAGUGCUUAUUUCCUGGUAAAUGGAAGUGGACAAAACAUUCAGUCCUACAAGAAUAUGAUUGCUCUGUACAAAAUUGAGAAGCUCACCCCUCCAUUAAAUGUCACUGUGAACUGUACAGGACUUUCUCAUAGUUGUGAAAUUAAGUGGCAACCACCUCGUACAAGUCAUGUGAAAAGAGACACUUGUUUCAAAUAUCAAGUUGUCAUAGAAAAGAAGGCUGAUCCUGAGAAAGGCAUCAAAGACACAUCUAAAAUGGAAACAAACAUCACUGGAAACUCCUACAUAUUUGACAGCUUCAAUGCAGAAAAAAGAUACAGCAUCAAAAUCAGAGCUACUGACAAUGGUUGCUUAGUGAGCAAAAACUGGGGGGAGUGGAGUACACCUGUAGAGUUUGGAGGAGAACAACUUAUGUCUACCUCAUCAUAUGUGCUACUUCUGGUAUCAGGACUGGCAGCAAGUAUCGUAUUUUUUCUCUGUGCAGUAAACAUUUAUUUGAAAACAGUACCUGCUAGAGUACUACAGCCAAAAGACCCAUUCCAUGAGAUCGCUCCAAUGAAUUUCCAGACAGAAUAUGAGAAUCAAUUAAUAAAGCAUGAAACUGAAGAAAUAAUAACCGUUAUUGAAGAAGUGGCAUAAUGGCAUGCAAGUGAAGAGAGUCGGAUUUUUUUUGUUGUUUUUGUUUUUGUUUUCACAUGAACAAUUAUGUAUCUUGUUGGCAAUAAUUUAUAGGUUUUUCAUAUUGUCCUUCUUGUAAGCAGAGAUAACAGCAUUGCCUGUAGAGGCAGCUCCUCAGGAACCUGUCUUUGAAAAAAUCCUUGUAUUUGCUUGCAGUUUCCAAAAAUAUUUUCAGUUGUGUGGACUUCCUUCUUCCUAUGACGAUUUCUUCAUUCUUCUUAUGAAGACCAUUUUUGCAGUGUUUCAGCAAAAAUAUUUCAGUAGAGCUCUGGAAGUUAUUAUACUACUUUUCAAUCUCAUCCAGAAGAAUAAAAUAGGAGCAACCAAAUUUAAGUGUUUUAUUCAGAACCUCCAGUGGUCCACUGCCUAGGAAGCAGCUUGAUCAAGGCUGUAAUCAGGAGUAAAAAUUUAUCAUCUCUAUGAAAACCCACUGAAAAUAGGCCAAGAUUAAACAUCUCAAAAAUGCUCACUUGCCCACAGAAAAUGAAUAUUGUUAAAGAUUUCAGGAGACAAUUUUCUCAUAAACCCAUUUGUUGCCUCCAAACUAUGUUGCUGAGUCCUUCAGCACAAUAUCACCUAGAGGCUGAUCCUCACUAUUUACAAACCCAAAGGUUUCUUCCCACUUCAUAUUUGUGGUAGAUAAAAAUAUAACUUGAAUUGUGAAUACCAACAGGUAGCAGAUAACUGGGAAGGGGAGGAGGGAUGGUGUGCAAUGUCAGAAAUUAAACGUUUGAACUUUCAACCAGAAGCCUGUCACUUGCAAGCUGAAGUACAGGCUGGCUGUUUUUAUAACAUCUGGACAAAACAGAAGUGACACAUCCUGAACCUCUAACUAGCAAGCAGAUAUGAGACUCAACCUUAGUAUGGAAGCUAAUCAUGCAUUUCACUUUAGCACGUGGAUCGUUUCAGUUGGGGAAACCAAGGAUUAGAGGUCAUUCAUAACCAUGGGGUGCCCAGUGGCCCAUCUCUUAUUCCCCCUGUGCCUGUACACCUCAUUACCGUACCCUGUGUCUCCACUUCUAAAGGCCUCUGCUGUCAUCCAAGGAUACACUGCAUCAGUGGUGGUACCUUGGUGGAACCACACAAAUAUAAAAGUAAACAAAUUAGCUACAGAAACCUGUUCAAUGGUCUGUUACUAGCAAUAGAAAUACCAUAUUACAGGACUACAUGGCUACAACAGCUGAGUUCACUAUUACUGCCAUUGUAAACGAUCUGUUUUUCCUCAUGCCAGCAUUACUGGCACGACUGUCCCUCCAGGCUCAAUACUAAACGUCUCCCAUGCCUACAAAGCAAUUCUGUUCCUUACUGUUUUUUCAAAAGUUUUCCCUGAGACUGCUAAAAAACUUAUUCUGGAAUUGGUUUCGUCUUUGUUUCUGUGAUUCUGCCAGAAAAAGAAACAAACAAACAAACAAAACAAGCAGAGCCCUGGCUGGAGGGAAGCAUGCCUUGAGCCAUCCCAUAGCAUGAACCAGGCAGGCACUAAGUGAGUUCCUGCAGCAGAGUAGAUC